AUGACUCCAGAAGUUCUGCCAUCCGCCUGCCCUGGAGUUCUGGCCACCAUCGUGCUCGCUCAACCUGAUACCAAGCAUGUUAUAUAUUUCAACCCAGACAGUACCGCGCUCCAACACAAACUCCCAAUAAGUGCAAAGAGCUCGAACUACGAUCCCAAUAGCAGAAGAGUCCAAACAUUCAUGUACCAUCAACUUCAAUCUACAAUUUCUGGCAUCGUUACUCGCAAGAAAGCACUUUUUUCAUUGAAAUUUCCCAUUAUAGCGACGGAAACUAAGCUUAGGUUUUCAUCAUUGGUUUUCGGGUUGAAGAAGAGGCGGAAAAAGACUUUGAGGGACCGUACAUCGGACCCGGAUAUCGCAAAUAUCCCGCACCCCAUCCAAACGCAUCAACGGCGCAAUGAUAGACCUACUAAAGUAGACCCGGGAAAUCAGCACCAAGCUCCGAAACAAGAUAAGACUUCAAAAGUAUCUGAGAGUUCAAGACCACCAAUCAAAGUUAUUAAUCUAACGCCCUGCGAGACCUCCCUUUUGUAA
Sclerotinia sclerotiorum 1980 UF-70 is the source of this 534-nucleotide messenger RNA. RefSeq lists its product with no specific name. The record is from RefSeq and is a predicted model, not a curated record. NCBI's taxonomy places the organism in Eukaryota, Fungi, Ascomycota, Leotiomycetes, Helotiales, Sclerotiniaceae. The transcript is spliced from 4 exons. The coding region runs from base 1 to 534 and encodes 177 amino acids.